AUGGUUGCCCACAAAGGACAUCAGGAAUCAUCUUCUGUGGCUCUCGGAAAAGUGUCGAAAGUUUUUUCAACACCCUCAAGUCAAGAUCCCACCAAGACGAUACCAGCUGCUGGAGCAAUACAAACCAAGGAUCAUGUUUCCACACGGAUAUCACAAUCGACAUUGAGUCAAGCGGAGGAAGCAGCCAUCGAGGCAGCACGAAAAGCGGCUUACGAAAAGUAUGGUGUUGCAAAAGAGCCAUUGCUAAAUGAUAUGGCUCCCUUUACCAACUUUUCACAUAUUCGAUAUGGGGCACACUCGGGGUUGGGCCAUCGAUUGGUGCGGCAGGCGUCGGCAGUCUACCUUGGGCGUCUGAUUGGCUUUGGCGUCCGAGGAUAUUGGUCCAACAAUGAAUAUUCCAAUCACACCAAGGAUAUUUUUUCCGAAAUGUUUGAACCCUUUCAAAGGAAAGACUUUUUCUUUGUCAAUUCCACCAAUCGUACCAUCAAAUUUGGCAACGAAGUGGAUCACAUGACGAGUCCCUAUCAAAUGUGUGGAUCGAGUCGGCAGACUGGUCAUUGCAAACAAACAAAUACAAAAGGCAAGGAAGGUCCGAAAUGUGGUUGUACCUUUGACGAGAUUCAGGUCCACACUGAUUUCUAUAGGUCACUCCGUGACAGGUAUGUCCGACGACAACUGUUGGCUGAUUUUAUGGAGAAACACAAGUAUUCGGAACAUACCGUCUUUGGGAUUCACAUUCGAGCUGGUAAUGGGGAACAAAAGGAUUUCACCUACAAGAAACGUGGGAUUCAUCACGAUACCGAGGAAUACGUGGCAGCCCUCAUCAAAGUUAUGCGAGAGACAAUUCCGAUGGAUACUCUCGAGAAACCGCCAAUGAUUUUCUUGGCAACAGAUGACCCCAAAUAUCGGACCAUUAUUGCCAAUGAAAUACAAGAGCUAGGUUUGAAUUGGCCAGUAGUGGUUCUGGAACAAGAAUUUGCCGAGGAGGGAGUGGUCCUGCAUGGCGGCAACAAGGUCUACGAAAAGUGGUUCUCCAUGUUUCAAGAUAUGCUUCUCCUGAGUCAUUCGGAUGUUCUGAUUGCUGUGAAAUACUCCUCCUUUACGCAAGCUAUUCCCAUGUAUCUCGUGUUGGAUCGGCCAGAAUCUGAACGAAAGUUGAGAGACAACUAUUGUGAGCUCAUUGACGAGAACGAAUUUGCAAGGAAAAAUGGAACAGGACCAGAAUUGAGUCUCUAUUGCUAUCACUCGUACAUGCAAAACUGUUGUGGGACUGACAACAUGGUUCAGAGAAAAGUGACAAAAUUUCUCCAGCCGCAACUGCGGGGGGCUGAUCUGAAUCUCAAGAUUACUGACUUUACGAACAGACAAUAUCUUUCAUUUGAAGACAGUCUUGGUCGUUUCUAA
This is a messenger RNA of Cylindrotheca closterium, 1404 nucleotides long. The record is from the annotation of a GenBank genome assembly. NCBI's taxonomy places the organism in Eukaryota, Bacillariophyta, Bacillariophyceae, Bacillariales, Bacillariaceae.